AUGUAUGCAGCAGUGGAACAUGGGCCUGUUCUUUGCAGCGAUUCCAACAUCCUCUGCCUCUCCUGGAAAGGGAGAGUCCCCAAAAGUGAGAAGGAGAAACCGGUGUGCAGGAGGCGGUACUAUGAGGAAGGCUGGUUGGCAACAGGCAAUGGCAGAGGAGUUGUAGGCGUCACUUUUACUUCCAGCCAUUGCAGGAGGGACCGGAACACCCCUCAGAGAAUCAACUUCAAUUUGAGGGGCCACAACAGCGAGGUUGUGCUGGUGAGAUGGAACGAACCAUUCCAGAAAUUAGCAACCUGCGAUGCAGAUGGAGGAAUAUUUGUUUGGAUACAAUACGAAGGCAGAUGGUCUGUGGAGCUUGUGAAUGAUCGGGGGGCACAGGUAAGCGACUUUACGUGGAGCCAUGAUGGGACUCAAGCACUUAUCUCCUAUAGAGAUGGAUUUGUGCUGGUCGGUUCAGUCAGCGGACAAAGACACUGGUCUUCAGAAAUAAACUUGGAGAGUCAGAUCACCUGUGGCAUAUGGACUCCAGAUGACCAACAGGUACUGUUUGGCACUGCUGAUGGACAGGUUAUCGUCAUGGACUGCCAUGGCCGAAUGCUGGCCCACGUGCUCCUUCAUGAGUCAGAUGGCAUCCUCAGCAUGUCCUGGAACUACCCCAGCUUCCUGGUGGAGGACAGCAGCGAGAGUGACACGGACUCUGACGACUAUUCCCCGCCGCAAGAUGGACCAGCUGCCUAUCCAGUCCCGGUGCAGAACACCAAGCCACUACUGACUGUCAGCUUCACGUCGGGAGACAUCAGUUUAAUGAACAAUUAUGAUGACUUGUCUCCUACUAUCAUCCGCUCAGGGUUGAAAGAUGUGGUGGUACAGUGGUGUACACAAGGGGACCUACUUGCAGUAGCAGGCAUGGAGAAGCAGAGCCAGCUAGUUGACCUCAGCAAUGGUUCCAUGUUGAAAAGCGCACUUGUCAAGUUCUACAAUGUGCGCGGGGAACAUAUCUACACGCUGGAGACACCUGUGCAGCGUCCCAUCAUCUCGAUCUGUUGGGGUCACAGGGAUUCGCGCCUGCUGAUGGCUUCCGGACCUGCAUUAUACGUUGUCAGAGUCGAGCACAGGGUCUCUAGUCUGCAGCUGCUGUGCCAGCAGACCAUCGCAAGCUGUCUGCGGGAUGACAAGGAUAUCAGCAAACUGACCCUGCCCCCUCGGCUCUGCUCGUACCUCACCACUGCCUUUAUACCAACAAUCAAGCCUCCUAUCCCAGACCCAAACAAUAUGAGAGAUUUUGUCAGCUACCCAACAGCUGGUAAUGAACGGCUUCACUGCACAAUGAAGCGGACAGAAGAUGACCCAGAGGUUGGUGGUCCAUGCUAUACCCUGUACCUGGAAUACCUUGGGGGACUGGUGCCUAUCCUGAAAGGACGUCGUAUCAGCAAGUUGCGGCCAGAGUUCGUCAUCAUGGAUCCUAAAACAGAUGGAAAAGCAGAUGAAAUCUAUGGAAACAGCUUGAUUUCCACUGUGAUUGACAGCUGCAACUGCUCGGACUCCAGCGAUAUUGAACUGAGUGAUGACUGGGCAGCAAAGAAAUCUCCCAAAAUCAGUCGAGCUAGCAAAUCACCCAAACUCCCCAGAAUCAAUAUAGAAGCUCGCAAAUCUCCAAAGAUGUCACGAGCUGCGCAGGAGAUAUCAAGAUCGCCAAGGUUACCAAUAAGGAAACCUUCUAUUGGUUCACCAAGCCUAACCCGAAGAGAAUUUCCUUUAGAAGAUAUUACUCAGCACAACUACCUUGCUCAGGUCACAUCUAAUAUCUGGGGAACGAAAUUUAAAAUUGUGGGUUUGGCUGCUUUCCUCCCAACUAACCUUGGUGCAGUAAUAUAUAAAACCAGUCUGCUGCAUCUUCAGCCCAGGCAGAUGACAAUAUAUCUCCCAGAAGUGCGGAAGAUUUCAAUGGACUACAUUAACCUGCCUGUCUUUAAUCCAAACGUUUUCAGUGAAGACGAAGAUGAUUUACCAGUGCCCGGUGCCCCUGGUGCCCCCGCCAGCAGCCCGCCGUGCACCGUCAACAUCCCCAUCGCCCCCAUCCACAGCUCAGCCCAGGCCAUGUCGCCCACGCAGAGCAUCGGCCUGGUCCAGUCGCUGCUGGCCAAUCAGAACGUGCAGCUGGAUGUGCUGGCCAAUCCGCCGGCAGAAGCGGGAGGCGAGGGGGCGGGGCCCUUCCCGGGGGUGCCGGGCCGCUUUCCUGGCCCUCGGGACCACAGCGACCGCGAGCACGAGCCCCCGCCCAAGGCCAAGCCCCCACGGCCGGGGCCCCAGCUGGUGGAAGGGGAUGCUGUCGUCUUUGGGGCCGCCCAGGAGCUGCAGCUGAACAAGAUGAACCCUCCGCCGCCCUACCCUGGCACCAUCCCUGCCGCACCGACCGCCGCCCCGCCGCCUCCACCCGGCCCCCCUCAGCCGCCUCUUGACCUCUGUCUGAAAAAGGGGGAGUUCUCCCUCUACCCAGCAGGGCACUACCAGACACCCCUAGGGUACGAGCGGAUAACGACCUUCGACAGCAGCGGGAACGUGGAGGAGGUGUGCCGGCCUCGCACCAGGAUGCUCUGUGCCCAGAGCACCUACACUCUGCCGGGGCCCGGCAGCUCCGCCACCUUGCGCAUCACUGCCGCCGAGAAGAAGAUGCAGCAGCCCUGCGCCAGCGCCACCCUGAAUCGGCUCACGGUCCCCCGUUACUCCAUCCCAACUGGGGACCCGCCGCCCUACCCUGACAUCGCUAGCCAGCUGUCCCAGGGCAGAAGCAUCGCGCAGAGGCUGGACAGCAGUAUCAUUCAUGCAACUCUGCGGAGGAACAGCAGAGAGGCAGCCCUGAAAAUGGCUCAGUUGGUGGAUGGUCAGAGAGCCACCUUGCAACUUCCCCCAAAGGCCAAGAGCAGCGUUGUGACGGCGCAGUACCAGCAGAGGGUACCCACCGCCUUGUACACCUGCAGCCAAUGCAGCAGCGGUGGCAGCAGCAGCAAUGCGAGCGCUGGUGGUGUGGGCAACAUCACUAGUGCCAACGCUAGUAGCAGCACUUCCAGUAUUGGUGGUAUGAGACCUGAUCUGAGCACAGGGAGUGGCUCCCAGCACAGCUCCGUCAUCGCUCACUCUGUCAGUACUUCGCCUCUGGCCUCCCAGUCCUCCUACAGCUUGCUGAGCCCGCCUGACAAUUCCCGUGACCGAGCGGAUUAUAUCAACUCUGCCUUCACGGAGGAUGAGGCGCUUUCUCAGCACUGCCCAGUGGAGAAAUCAAUACGGCACGUACCUGUGUCCUUGACAGAGGCUGCCCUCAGUGUAAAACGGCCACCACCAUACCAGUGGGACCCUAUGGUGAGUGAAGAGAUAUGGGUUCCUCAGGAAAGGACAUCUCAGAGCUCAGUGCCCAACCCUCUAAAACCUGCUCCUCUCAUCAUCGGUCAAGCUCAACAUCUGGAUAUGUCUCGAGUGCCGUUUGUUUCCCCCAAGUCUCCAACCAGUCCCACUGCCACUUUCCAGACAAGUUAUGGGGUUGGAGUACCUUACCCAGGAAGCUACAAUGCCCCUCCCCUUCAGGGAAUGCAGCCCCCCUGCUCCCCCAAAGAAGCUCUGGCCCCAACACAGUUUGCACAGCAGGAGCCCACAGUCGUGCUUCAGCCAGGUUAUCCAUCCAACCUCUCCUAUUGCCCUUUGCCACCCAUGUACCCGGGAAGUAGCGCCUGCUCUAGUUUACAGCUGCCACCGAUCGCCUUGCACCCAUGGAGCUCCUACAGCGCCUGCCCACCUGUACAGAACCCCCAGGGCACGUUGCCCCCGAAGCCGCUCCUCGUGGUGGAGAAGCCAGUGAUGUCUCCCCCACCAGCAGAGCUGCAGGGCCAUGUGGGCACAGAGGUAAUGGUGGAGACGGCAGACACCUUCCAGGAGGUGCUCUCCUUGACGGAAAGCCCCGUUCCUCAAAGGUCGGACAAAUUUGGCAAGAAGAGCCGGAAGCGCCUGGACAGUCGAGCCGAGGAAGGAAACGUGCAGGCUAUCACCGAGGGUAAGGUCAAAAAAGAGGCGAGGACACUGACUGACUUCAAUUCGCUGAUAUCCAGUCCUCGGCUGGGGAGGGAGAAGAAGAAAGUCAAGAGCCAGAAAGACCAGCUGAAGUCCAAGAAGCUAAACAAGACAAAUGAGUUUCAGGACAGUUCAGAGAGCGAGCCAGAGCUUUUUAUCAGUGGGGAUGAACUAAUGAACCAGAGCCAGGGCAGCAAAAAGGGUUGGAAAACCAAAAGGAGUUUGAGGACAGCCAGUGAGCUGGAUGAAUUCAAGUGCCGGAAGGCCAGUGAGAAGGAGGAUGGGAGGCUGGGGAGCCAGGGCUUUGUGUACGUGAUGGCCAACAAGCAGCCGCUGUGGAAUGAGGCAACGCAAGUCUACCAGCUGGACUUUGGAGGGCGGGUGACCCAGGAGUCAGCAAAAAACUUCCAGAUUGAGCUGGAAGGACGACAGGUGAUGCAGUUUGGAAGGAUUGAUGGCAAUGCUUACAUUUUGGACUUUCAGUAUCCAUUUUCUGCAGUGCAAGCCUUUGCUGUUGCUCUGGCUAACGUGACUCAACGCCUCAAAUGAACAAGCAGAGACUGGAGAGAGGAAAAUGUUAACCUUCUCAUAACCGGAAAAUGUCAGGGCAGCCUGCUUUAGGUGUGUGGAGGUGCCUGGGAGCGAAGAAGGCAGUAAAACUGGAAAAGUCUCUUGGUGCCCAACAGAAGGGCAUUAACUCUAAUCAGUCAUGGGGUGGAGGGUGGGGGGCUGUUUUCUGUUUUGUUUGUUUGUUCGUUCAUUUGUUUGUUUUCGGGUGUUUUUUUUUUUCUUUUUAAGCGUUGUGCUGGGUCUCAGAAAGAGCGAAGGGCUGAGAGCCAUUCAGUGUUACGUGGAGAAGUGUGGCUUUUGGCUUGUUGUGGUGGUUCUGCCGUGUUUGCUACAGUAGCUGAUGUAAGCUCAUAGGGGGAUUAAAAAAGACUGCUCUUUUUGAUAGACUGCCUUAUAUCAUGCUGUUCUUUUUAAAACAGGGAACAUAACUUUUUUUCUGGUCCAGUUUGUACUACUACUACUACUACUACUACUACAUGAGUGAUAGCAGCAAAAAAAGAAAAA
Nipponia nippon (crested ibis) is the source of this 5136-nucleotide messenger RNA. The record is from RefSeq and is a predicted model, not a curated record. NCBI's taxonomy places the organism in Eukaryota, Metazoa, Chordata, Aves, Pelecaniformes, Threskiornithidae.